AUGCGGGUGGCGUAUUCGCGAGCGCCGAGCGCCACCCGCUCCUCCUCCGCCUCCACGUUGGAAUCGUUUCUGUCCAAGACUUCGGAGAAGUCGCAAAGCAUUCUCUUUACCUUACUAUUGCUGAUAAUAUUGGUACUGAGUGUUGGAGUGUUACUAGGCUUUUUUGAUGAAAUUAUCAUCAAAAUCUUCCAUGGGAGUGAUAAGAAAUGGGUUGAAUAUGAAGGAAUUGAGACGGAUUUUAGAAAACCGCCGGAAGGUUUAAAUGCUACUGAUGAUUUUAAGGAUUCUGAUGUCAAUUUUGGUGCUACUGAUAAUAAUUUGGUUGAAGUGGAUUCUACCAAAGAUUCUGAAGCUUCUGAUUCUACAGAAGAUGACCCUACUUUUAGUAGUAACAAUGUUAUUCACCUAUCAAAUCAAAAAGCAAUCAAUGGUUCAGCUCGUAUUUUACAAACUUCCAAUCCAAUUACUGGUCGAUAUCUCACAACAACUACUACAACAAAGCCUGCUUCAUCAUUUACUACAACUCCAAGUCCAAUAUCAAUAUUUUCUACUACAAUAAAGUCAUUAAACUCUUCAGCAAGUCUACAAAAAUCAUCAAAAACACCUACAAAUCUACUAGAAACGGCCAUAACUUUUUUGACAACAUCAAAAUCAACCGAAGCCAGAAAGUUUAUUGAUAAAGAAAAAGCUGUGGAAUUGCCUACAGAAGCUACUACAACAAUUGAAAAGACAGCUGACAAGAAUGAAGAAGUGAAAAGCCCUGGUAUCGUAAAAUCGACCAAAGUUCAACCAACAUUAAUUGGAGUUACUGCCACUUUUAGUACGAAACCCGCAGAAAAAUUGGAGGAAAUGGUAAGCCACCCUACCCUACCCUACCCUACCCUCUAUUUUCCCUUAUAAUAUCAACCUUUUCACGUUUUUGUCUUGUUCUGCCACUUCUACAUAUAAAUUAUAUUUUUACUUUCAGCCCCCUGUAAUAGUAACAGCUCUAUUAGACAUCGGCCGCGGCGACUGGGAACGCUUCACCCGCCCAUUCGACGUCUACCUAGAGUCUCUAAAUCAUCUAAUUCGCAUGCCAAAUCCAAUAAUAGUAUUUGGAAAUGACAAAGUGGCACAAUACAUUAAAAUCUACCCUAAGGCAAUUCAAGAUCGAAUUCAGUUCAUUGAUACUCGACUAAAAGACCUGCCCUUCUACUCGUACCGACAAGAGAUCGGUGACAUUUUAAAGACAGAACAAGAGAAUUGGCCAGAUUCAUGGCCAGAAAGGUUCAAGACUCAUCCUGAAGCAUGGUCUGCCGAUUAUAAUAUUGUAGUCAACUCGAAGUCGUAUUUUAUGUAUAAGGCUACAGUCAUUUCGAAGUUCAAGUCAGAGUUCUUUGCUUGGGUCGACGCUGGUUAUAGUUAGUUUUUGAGAAGAAUACUAAUUAAAAAUGGCAUUUUUGAAAAAAUUUUAGACUUUAUUAAAAUUUUACCAUGUUUUUUAAAUUUAAAAAAAAUUUAAAUUCGAAAUUUUCGAAAUUUUAAAAAAUUAAAAAUAUUUUUUAAAAUUUUUAAAGUUUUUUUUGUAAAAUACGCUUAUUCGUUCCGCUAUUUUAUAAAUGCUUACUUUUAAUUUUCAUUGCUUUAGGUCACGGUGAAAGAAGUAAGAUACCGUUUUGGACGUGGAGACCAAAGCUAACUCGUGGCAAAAUAACUUUGAUUAAAGUUAGUCCACCUAAUGAGAAGCCUGAAAAGUAAGUUUUUAAAUUCAUUUUAAGUAUUUUUAAAGUGCGUUUGAGUUUUAAAAUCAUUUUUGAAAAAACAAUAAUUUUUGUGGCACUCCGUAAAAAUCAAUAUUUUUUGUGACAUUUCGUCGAAAAUCAACACUUUUCGUAGAAUAUUGUUAUUAAAGCGUUUUAAUACGAAAAAUUUAGAUAGAAACGGUAUUUUAGUGAUUCAUGAGUAAAAUUAGAAUAAUUUUAAAAAAUCAAUAAUUUUUGAGGCAUUUCGCCAAAAAGCGACAUUUUUUGUGGCACUUUGUUAAUAAUUUUUUUUUGUAAAACGGUUAAAAAAGCAUUUUAUUAGCAUUAAAAUUAUGAUUUUUAGUCGUUUUUAAAAAUCAAUCAUUAUUGUGGCACUUCGUCAAAAUCAAUAUUUUUUGUGGCACUUCGUACUAUAUUUUUUUAGCAAAAUUUUUAAAAAAAGUUAUUUUUGUAAUUUUAUGAUUAAAAGUAAAAAUUUUUGAAGGUUAAAAAAAUCGAUAAUUUUUGUGGCAUUUCGUUACACUUUAAUUUUUGCUUAUUUUGUGUAUGCUUCUACAAAAAAACGAACUUAUCAUUACUUCAAAAGCUAAAAAACUGAACUUGUUUAUAAUUAUAUAAUUUUUUAGUUACGAAUUUCACCAAGUUUAUCGACAAACUCGUGACAUUUUGAGUGGUGGUGUAUUGGCUGGAGAUGUGGCAACGAUCAAACGAUUUCAUGCAUUUUUCAUGUUAACAUUCACUUCUUUAUUGGAUCAAGGGAAGGUUGAUGACGACCAGACGACUCUACUUUUUACUAUCAAAAACUACCGUAGUACUUUCAAUAUCCUUCAUGGAGGAUGGUUGGAUGCCUUUAAAGUCAUACCUAGAGAGCCAUAUCAGCGACGACGGAAGAGGAGUUAUUUAAAGGUUUGGUAG
Bursaphelenchus okinawaensis is the source of this 2657-nucleotide messenger RNA. The record is from the annotation of a GenBank genome assembly. Lineage: Eukaryota; Metazoa; Nematoda; Chromadorea; Rhabditida; Aphelenchoididae.